GAGCGGGCCGGGCCGGCGGCACUUCCGGCGGGCGGGGGCCUGGGGAGCCGAGCGGGCCGGGCCGGGCCGGCCCCGCCAUGGGCAUCCUGGAGAAGAUCUCCGAGAUCGAGAAGGAGAUCGCCCGGACGCAGAAAAACAAAGCCACCGAGUACCACCUGGGGCUGCUGAAGGCCAAGCUUGCCAAGUACAGGGCUCAGCUGCUGGAACCCUCCAAGUCCUCAGCUGCCAAAGGAGAAGGCUUCGAUGUGAUGAAAUCUGGAGAUGCCCGGGUGGCUCUGAUUGGUUUCCCUUCUGUGGGUAAGUCCACAUUUCUGAGUCUGAUGACCUCGACUGCCAGCGAAGCUGCGUCCUACGAGUUCACCACCCUGACCUGCAUCCCAGGAGUCAUAGAAUACAAAGGAGCCAACAUCCAACUACUGGAUCUGCCAGGAAUCAUCGAAGGAGCAGCACAAGGGAAGGGCAGGGGUCGGCAGGUGAUCGCUGUGGCCAGGACAGCAGACGUUGUCAUUAUGAUGCUGGAUGCCACCAAGGGUGAGGUACAGAGGGCCCUGCUGGAGAAGGAACUGGAAUCGGUUGGAAUCCGGCUGAACAAAAGCAAACCAAAUAUCUACUUCAAGCCGAAGAAGGGUGGAGGCAUCUCCUUCAACUCAACGGUCACGUUGACUCAGUGCUCUGAGAAGCUGGUGCAGCUCAUCCUCCAUGAGUACAAAAUCUUCAAUGCUGAGGUCCUUUUCAGAGAAGACUGUUCCCCUGACGAGUUCAUUGACGUGAUUGUAGGCAACAGGGUCUACAUGCCAUGCCUCUACGUCUAUAACAAGAUUGACCAGAUAUCCAUGGAGGAAGUGGAUCGCCUGGCUCGGAGACCCCACAGUGUUGUCAUCAGCUGUGGUAUGAAGCUGAACCUGGACUACUUGCUGGAGAAGCUCUGGGAGUACCUGGCUCUUACCUGCAUCUACACCAAGAAACGAGGACAGAGACCAGACUUCACGGAUGCCAUUAUUCUACGGAAAGGGGCCUCUGUGGAGCAUGUGUGCCACCGAAUUCACAGAUCAUUAGCCAGCCAGUUCAAGUAUGCCUUGGUGUGGGGCACAAGCACAAAAUACAGCCCCCAAAGAGUGGGCUUAACCCAUAUGAUGGAGCAUGAAGAUGUCAUUCAGAUUGUGAAGAAGUAACCCUUUCUGCUGGUGCCUGGCCUUGUCUUUAAUCACUAGAAUUGGAACUGACCACGUAAAAGCAAAACAAACAACAACAACAACAAAAAAAAGGAGAGGGGAAAAAAAAAGAAAAAGAAAUAAAGAAAAAAGGAGACAUGUUCCACAGCCAAGAAAGCUUCUGUGAAGCUCCUUCUCUUGGAGAAAGGCAGAAAAUGUGGCUACUGUGCUUGCAGGUGGGGAUGGGGAAGAUGGGUUUCCACCUUGCAGGUGAAUUAAUAUAUCUUCAAAAAGGAGCCAGUUGUCCUAGGACACAAUUUCCACAUCUGGCAGCAUCCUGCCACUGGCAGGGGUUGCCCAGAGAUCCAUGGGGUUAACCUGCCAGUGGCUUGUUUAACCAGAGGGAGGUUUAUGGGUUUAUGUGAACAAAUCUGGCCCCUGUGCUUUGGGACAGGGAAGCCAGGGCCGAGAGAAUGUGGCUGAUGCUUGGCCUCUUAUCCAUACACUUAAUUUAAGUAUUGAUGUGAAGCAGAAGCAAAUCUCCCUCUCCCCUGCUCAUGGGGCACAGUGUCUCUGCAGCUUCCACCCUUGGAGACUUCAGGCUUGGCAUCUGAGUCAACCCCUGAUGAAUUUAUCACUGUCCCACCUCAAUUAACAUUAGAAGGUGGCAUAGAGUGCCACUCUCCUUAGCUCUGCACUGGGUGUGCAGGACAUCCUGGUCCAACUGGUACUGAAAGAGAUGACAAAUGUAACUUCAUUAAGGAAUAAUGAACCUGACCAAACUGUAGCAGGUACGAUCCAAGAGCCACAGGCUGCAGUGAGGAUUCCUUGCUGGCAUGUCACUCCUCAAGGAGCUCUCUUGGGAGUUUGCUUCUUUGCUCUUGUCCUGUCCAUGGGUAUACCCAAAGGUAUUGCUGGGGAUCUGCUUCUUUCUCAGUCAUGCCCCUAAAUUCCAGUAACAGCUCGUUGAGCUCCAAGCACCAUCCCAUGCCAUGGGUUUUCCCCCAGCCCUGUUCAGAUGUUGUUGCUUGUCUGGAUAUUUUUCAUCAGAAAUCUGGGAUUUUUUCUAAUCAUGCUUUUUCAUUGAACACUGACACUAAACAGUUCAGAGUGCCUGAUAGAGAACAGCUCUUUCCUUCUGCAAUCAAGAGUUGCCAAUAGCUUUUAUUUUCUUUCAUUGGAAAAGGGUUUGGUCUGAGGUGGAUUCUUAACUGUGAGGAUGGGUCUGAUCUCAACCUUUUCUGCAGGGCUCCUUCCCUCCCCUCUCUGCUCCUCCCCACCCGUCACAACCUGAUUGAGCAGAAAUGGAAGGAUUAUUUUAUUUGAGAAAAUAAAAGUUGCUAUUUCAUGUGAA
This is a messenger RNA of Apus apus (common swift), 2505 nucleotides long. RefSeq names its product developmentally regulated GTP binding protein 2 (gene DRG2). The transcript has 13 exons. The record is from RefSeq and is a predicted model, not a curated record. NCBI's taxonomy places the organism in Eukaryota, Metazoa, Chordata, Aves, Apodiformes, Apodidae. Bases 78 to 1172 code for a protein of 364 amino acids. Gene Ontology annotation, molecular function: GTPase activity; GTP binding. Gene Ontology annotation, biological process: cytoplasmic translation. Gene Ontology annotation, cellular component: cytoplasm.